Molecule: messenger RNA, 1969 nt
Organism: Tinamus guttatus (white-throated tinamou)
Lineage: Eukaryota; Metazoa; Chordata; Aves; Tinamiformes; Tinamidae
Source: RefSeq, a predicted model, not a curated record
AAUCCAUUUAUCGCCGAGGCGCCCGCCGGUGGCGAAAGCUGUAUUGUGCAAAUGGUCACACUUUCCAGGCCAAACGAUUUAACAGGCGAGCUCAUUGUGCCAUCUGCACUGACAGAAUUUGGGGUCUGGGUCGCCAGGGAUAUAAAUGCAUCAACUGUAAACUCCUUGUUCACAAGAAGUGUCACAAGCUUGUCAAUAUUGAAUGUGGCCGCCAUACACUACAACCCGAGCCAAUAAUGCCUAUGGAUCCAUCAUCAGUGCAUCAAGAUAAUGUAGAAUCAGUGAUUCCAUAUAAUCCCUCAAGUCAUGAGAGUUUGGAUCAUGUUGGUGAGGAAAAAGAGGCAAUGAGCAUUAGAGAAAGUGGCAAAGCUUCUUCCAGUUUGGGUCUUCAGGAUUUCGAUUUGCUUCGAGUUAUAGGAAGAGGCAGUUAUGCUAAAGUGCUGCUUGUUCGAUUAAAGAAAACCGAACGCAUUUAUGCAAUGAAAGUGGUGAAAAAAGAACUUGUCAACGAUGAUGAGGAUAUUGAUUGGGUUCAGACAGAGAAACACGUCUUCGAACAGGCUUCAAAUCAUCCUUUUCUUGUUGGACUACACUCUUGCUUCCAGACAGAAAGCAGGCUGUUCUUUGUUAUAGAAUAUGUAAAUGGAGGAGAUCUAAUGUUUCACAUGCAGAGACAGAGAAAACUGCCCGAGGAGCAUGCCAGGUUUUAUUCUGCUGAAAUCAGUCUAGCAUUGAACUAUUUACAUGAACGAGGGAUAAUCUACAGAGAUUUAAAACUGGAUAAUGUGCUACUAGAUUCUGAAGGACAUAUUAAACUCACAGAUUAUGGCAUGUGCAAGGAAGGGUUGAGGCCUGGAGACACAACCAGCACAUUCUGUGGGACUCCAAACUAUAUUGCUCCUGAAAUUCUCCGGGGAGAGGAUUAUGGCUUCAGUGUAGACUGGUGGGCACUGGGUGUACUCAUGUUUGAAAUGAUGGCAGGCAGGUCACCAUUUGAUAUUGUUGGAAGCUCCGAUAAUCCUGAUCAGAACACAGAAGACUAUCUUUUUCAAGUCAUCUUAGAAAAACAGAUACGAAUUCCUCGAUCUCUUUCUGUUAAAGCAGCAGGUGUUCUAAAGAGUUUCCUGAAUAAGGAUCCAAAGGAGCGUUUAGGCUGCCACCCUCAGACAGGAUUUGCAGAUAUUCAGGGACAUCCAUUUUUUCGCAACGUUGAUUGGGAUUUGAUGGAGCAAAAGCAAGUGGUUCCUCCGUUUAAACCAAAUAUAUCUGGAGAAUUUGGUCUGGAUAACUUUGAUUCCCAAUUCACCAAUGAACCUGUGCAGCUCACUCCAGAUGAUGAUGAUAUUGUGAAGAAGAUUGACCAGUCUGAAUUUGAAGGCUUUGAAUAUAUAAAUCCUCUUUUGAUGUCAGCUGAGGAAUGUGUCUGAAUUACCCAUUUCUGGACUGUGCCAAUUGCUACCGUUUGUUUCUGCAUGGAUAAAUAUCUCUUCAUUUGAUGCAGUUGCAUAAAAUGAAUAACUAAAUAUCUUUCUCUUGCCACUUAGUGUGGAUUACUCAUUAUUUUCUUUUGGUAUUAAUUGUCAUCCUGAACAGUUGUUAUUUUGAACCUUGGGCUGCCAGAAGGUGAAAUCUGCAAAUUUCCCAAUAGUCUUGCCAAACUUGAAUUUUAAUAUAGAAGUUUAUCUGUAGGAUUCCUGACUGAACAAGGGGUCUGGCUGUAUAAUUAGCCAGUGCAGCAUUCUGUUAAAGGAAACUCUUCUUACUGCUUUAAGAAUACAAAUUGCAUUAGGGAACAUACUAAAUAUUCCUAAAGGGCUUCUAUUUUUUGCAGCAAGACAGAUAAGACCUCAUGACUUUGGUAGUGCUAAAUCUGUCCUAUCUGAACAUCUGAUUUCUGUGUUCUCCUUUGACUCCAGAAGUUACAGGUAAAUUAUUGCCCUUUAGAUUUAAAUGAUAGUAAGGAGAACUU